GAUCUCGACAUCGCCGAGUGCAAUGCGCUGGCGCUCCACAACAUCGAGAUGACCAUCAAGACUGCCAACCGCUCAGAGCCAGGACCUGAUGACCUCCCGUACGCCGCGUGGGCCAACAAGCGCGGCAUCAACCUACUCCACGACGUCGUGCACGACCUGCUCUACGGCUUCUUACCUUCUACACACUUCAGCGCCUCGAUCCUGGCGCCGAUCUCGAAGAUCGACGAACCAACGGACGGCAUCCUCACGCGCCGAAAGGCUGCGCAGUUGCGGCCCCGUCGAUUCAAAAACGCAGACGCCGUGAUCAUCGCGGCCAGCUGCCGCAGAAAGAUCCACGCCACAGUCGCCCAGAACGCUCAGCUCUUCCGGCGUGAACUCCUCGAAGGGCGGGCGGCUCCCGGCCAACCUCGUGCCGCUCGACGUGGUGGCAGGGGCAAGGAGCCGGCGGGCAAG
Molecule: messenger RNA, 453 nt
Organism: Prorocentrum cordatum
Lineage: Eukaryota; Dinophyceae; Prorocentrales; Prorocentraceae
Source: the annotation of a GenBank genome assembly